This is a messenger RNA of Mesorhabditis spiculigera, 807 nucleotides long. The record is from the annotation of a GenBank genome assembly. Lineage: Eukaryota; Metazoa; Nematoda; Chromadorea; Rhabditida; Rhabditidae.
AUGCUCGUCCUCGUCACCGGAGCCGCGGGCUUCAUUGGCAGUCACACCGUCCUCGAGCUGAUUGAGGCCGGCUAUGAAGUCUACUGCAUCGACAACUUCAGUAACUCAAUCUCAGACGAAUCAGGAAAUGCCCUGUCACUAAAACGCGUCGAGGAGCUGACCGGGAAGAAGAUUGCCUUUGAGAAGGCCGAUGACUGGAAUAUUGUUAUCCUGCGCUACUUCAACCCCGUCGGCGCGCAUCCUUCCGGAAAAAUCGGCGAAGACCCGCAGGGAAUCCCAAACAAUUUGAUGCCAUUUGUUUCGCAGGUGGCCAUUGGGCGGCUGCCGGCGGUCUCGAUUUUCGGGACAAAGUGGGCAACUCCUGAUGGUACGGGCGUUAGAGACUACAUUCACAUUGUCGACUUGGCGAAGGGCCACGUGAAGGCUCUAGAUCGGAUCAAGAAAGAAGGGCAUGUAGGCACCGAAAUCUUCAACCUCGGGACUGGCCGCGGUUACUCCGUCCUCGAGAUGCCCGGUACCCGACGACUCGACACGCUGGUGAACCGGACGAGCGGGAAGAGCAGCUCCCAAGUCGAGAAGCUAAUCAUGACCGGGAAGGUACGCGUCAACGAGGAUUCCGUGACGAAGAAGUCUUACAAUGUACAAAAAGGUGAUAUCGUCGACAUUUGGGGCAAAGCACACGACGAGAAUAGCGCCCUUGCACUGGUUGACCGUGCUGAAGUCGUCGACUACGAGGUGACGGCUAAUGGAUACGAUAUUACGAUUAAACACUGGCGGAAUUUCUUGGUCGACAACUGGCGAGGAGGA